CCGACAUGGACUGGUUCUUGAUGGGACUACUUGUGGUCUGUGUCACUGUGACCCACACUGAUGCUGAGUGUCACUGCAGUACUACGGAUGCUUGUUCCGAGUUCCCCUCUACUCCAUGUAGACACAGCGGCGAUCCGAAGAGAUGUCAGGAAGGGUGGUUCGGUCCAUAUUGUCAGAGACAAAAUGUUGCUUUGGGAAGAUCUUAUAACCAGAGUAGUACAUUGAACAAUAAUGUCACUCAAUACGGAGCAGGACUUGGUGUAGAUGGUAGGGCCACCACAGAUGCCCAUAGUAUCCCACUAACAUGUGCUCAUACCAGCAACGAGACAGAUCCCACCUGGACUUUGAACCUGAACACUUCGAGAACAGAAAAGAUACAGCACAUCAGACUCUAUUUACGUAACGAUUUAUUAGAAAGAAACAACGGCAUGGAAAUACUUAUAGGCAGCCAGAUGUGCUACAACUGGUCGCCAACUGAACAUCCUCCUCCUAUAGCUAACGUCACCUGCCGCCAGCCACUGACAGGAACAACGGUCACAAUACGGGUACCUGGUCCAGGGAAAUUCCUUACUUUGUGUGAAGUGCAGAUAUUUGUUUGCAGUGACGGGUGGUUUUCUGAGAAUUGUGACAGACAGUGUCAGUGCCUAAACAGAACUGAAAUAUGUGACAAGAUCACUGGUCACUGUUCUAGUGGAUGUUUCCCGGGAUAUUAUGGUACCGACUGCCUAACAGCAUGUCGAGAUUAUUCAUUUGGGAGCAAGUGCUCUUCCAAGUGUGGAAACUGCCUCAAUGGUGACAGCUGUGACAAGACAAACGGAACAUGUCCUGCAGGAUGUGCACCAGGAUGGCAAAGUGACACUACAUGUCUUCAAGCAUGUCCAAAUGCUUCCUAUGGUAUCAACUGUGCAUCCUCGUGUGGGAACUGUGUAGAUGGUGACAGCUGUGACAAGGCAAAUGGAACCUGCCCUUCACGAUGUGCAGCAGGAUGGAUGAAUGACGACGCAAUGUUAUGUCUACAACCAUGUCCAGAUGGUUCCUAUGGUAUCAACUGUGCCUCCCAGUGUGGAAACUGUGUAGAUGGUGUCGGCUGUGACACAAAAACAGGAACCUGUCCCGGAGGAUGUGCAGCAGGGUGGAUUAAUGACGGCACAUGUCUACAAAAGGAGUCCAACUGGGGUAUUCCUGUAACAGCGACCCUUGGUGCUUUGCUGAUUUUCACAGUGAUUGGGGCAACCAUAUACAUUAGACGGUUAAUGAAAGAACUGGAGAGCUUAAAAUCCAAGAUAUCAGAGGGCCGAUAUGUUGAACUUGAUGUGAGGACAAAGACACUACCAACAGAAAGUACCUACGAACACAUCGAUAUUGCUACGCCUUAUUACAAUACAGUCGAUCACGUUCAGGGUGAAAAUUGAUGGUGUUAUCUACCUUGGAGGAAAGGGUGCAGAUCUGCAGAAAUAUAUAGAUAUAACCCAUGAUACCUU
Molecule: messenger RNA, 1481 nt
Organism: Haliotis rufescens (red abalone)
Lineage: Eukaryota; Metazoa; Mollusca; Gastropoda; Lepetellida; Haliotidae
Product: protein draper-like
Exons: 10
Coding region: 6-1412 (468 amino acids)
Molecular function (GO): scavenger receptor activity
Source: RefSeq, a predicted model, not a curated record